AUGCAUACAGACGAUCUUACAAGCACCUCCAAAUACGAUGCAGGCCUCCAGUCCGAAGCAUACUAUCGUGCUCGGAUGAACCCGCUCCAAUUCAAACUCAGAUCGAUGCUUUUACGACUCGUCCAACGUGAAACGCCUCUUCUCUCCAAAAUACAGAAAUCAUGCUAUACAGACUGGCUGGACAUAUACUUCACAUACUCGGCAAACCUUGGGUCCCACACUUUCUACGUGCUAUGUCUUCCGCUCCCCGUGUGGUUUGGGUUCUCCUAUCGUGAUUUGGUCUAUGUUCUAGGACUAGGCAUUUUCUUCACAGGCGCAGUCAAAGACUACCUCUGUCUUCCGAGACCACGUUGUCCGCCUCUUGUCCGCAAAACUAUGAGCCACUAUACAUCGCAGGAGUACGGGUGUCCCUCCAGCCACUCAGCCAACGCGUCGGGUGUGUUUAGUCUGCUUUCAUACCACAUACUAGCCAACCUUGACUCGUAUAAGGCGACGACAGCUAUGCUGCUCAUGCUAGCUCUGUUUUUGUAUUUUGCCUCAAUGGUGUUUGGAAGGAUCUACUGCGGCAUGCAUGGCAUUGUGGACGUCAUGGUGGGCAUACUAAUAGGCACAUCGACGGUAAUCCUGAGACUGAUUACCAAAACCAGCUGGGAUUCUUUCCUGACAAACAAUUCAGUGCUGGCACCGAUUAUCGCCGUGGGAGUGUAUUACGCAUUACUAUACUUCCACCCCCUUCCUAUUGAUCACUGUCCGUGCUUCGAGGACAGUGUCGCAUUCAUUGGUGUGCUGAUGGGCCUCGAUAUAGGAUUCUGGUUGCUCGCCAACUCCUCAUUUGAAGCCGCAGACCUGGAGUACCAUGGUUCCUGUAAAUACUCUCUGGAGCAAUUGGGAUACAUGAAAAGCGCUCUACGACUGGCCCUCGGGGUUUCGAUUUUGGCGAUCUGGAAGACCCUUGCUAAGCCACUGCUCACGCACAUCCUGAAGCCGAUACAUUCACGAGUGUUUGCAAGUCAGGCUACCAAACUCAACAAACCGAGCGAUUGUGCUGCGCUAAGACCACGUUACGAACUACCGCUUCUCGUGAGGCUCGGUGUCUACAGCGGCAUUGCCUUCAUUGCAGUUUGGAUGGACGCCAUUUAUAAAUACGUAGGACUAGCUUUGGACUAG
Messenger RNA from Ogataea angusta, 1167 nucleotides. RefSeq lists its product as uncharacterized. The coding region runs from base 1 to 1167 and encodes 388 amino acids. The record is from RefSeq and is a predicted model, not a curated record. Gene Ontology annotation, molecular function: sphingosine-1-phosphate phosphatase activity. The transcript has a single exon. Gene Ontology annotation, cellular component: endoplasmic reticulum membrane. Lineage: Eukaryota; Fungi; Ascomycota; Pichiomycetes; Pichiales; Pichiaceae.